GCUAGACUUUGCAGGACAACCUCCACGACGACGCUCCCGACGCCCCUGACGUCCCCAACGACCGAGCUGUCGACAGCGCUGCCCCGCUCGUAAUGCUUUAUUCCCUCCAGCGACAUCCGAAAUAUGUUGUGCUGUUCCUUGUUCUUGCUGUGGGCUCUUUUCUCUAUUUGAGCGCGCCGUAUCCGACACACGAUUAUACUGCCAACGUCAUUGGCUUCCCUGGCGACCCAAGCUUGCCUGCGAGAGUAGAGAGGGCGGAGAAGUCGUACAAGAAGGUGGUGGCGCAACGGCAGGAUAUGAUCAAGAAACAUGGGCCUUCACCGUCGCAGGUCAUGAUGUUUCCUCCUGACCAAAAUCCAUGGCCCGCAUACACUGUCUGGGACUUCUUCCCGCCCGCGUUCAACUGCCCCCACGAACUUGAGCGUAUUGGUAGCCUCGGAGACGGCGGAAAAUGGACCUGUGGCAUCUCUCGUAUUGCACAGAAACCAGACUGUGUCAUCUACUCCUUCGGGAUGGACUGGGACUCUGCUUGGGAAGCCGCCGUGCUGGAUAACACCGAAGGCUGCACGAUAUGGGGCUAUGACCACUCCCGGAAGGACUUUGGUCGUCAAGUCUCUCACGCGUCCUUCACCAAGAAGCACCGCACACAUUUCCAAACGCAAGUUCAGCUUGGCCCAGAAGACCGCAGCGACGAGAACAACUUGCACACGCUCGAAACUGUUAUGAAGCAGAAUGGCCACACAUUCAUUGACAUCCUCAAGGUUGAUAUCGAAGGCUAUGAAUUUGACACGCUCAGGGCUAUGGUGCAACCUUACGUGGACAGUGGCAAGCUGCUACCCUUCGGCCAGCUACAUAUAGAGCUUCACGUCUGGGGCAAGAGGUUUCCGGACUUCCUGAGCUGGUGGGAACUGCUGGAAGCAGCUGGUCUGCGGCCAGUUAUGAUGGAGCCUAACCUAGUCUAUGUUAAUUACAACAGGGCGAGCGGGGCAGAACUAGCAGAGUACACAUUCCUUAACAUCAAGGGCGACAACGUCUUCGUCGCGGACCCGCCAGCAUCCGCCAGUGUCGACGACGGCACUGAACUCGACCCCAAGUUCAUCCGCCACGGCCCCCGCGAUUAAAUCGUGUCGUCCCGCGCAUUACUAUACCAUAUACCCGCGCUGCGACAGCUCCUCGGCACGCACGUAAAAGCUCUCCUGCGGGACACACGCAGCCACGUCGAGGAUGGCAGCACGCGGAGAUCAGUUGGAUGGGGUCGUUCGUGACGGUGGACACUGCGUACGGGACAGCGCGUCGCUGCUAGGCUGGAGGAGAUAGAACGAUACGACGCAUGCUAUGUUAUACAUAUUGUAAUUUCACUAGGAUUGUCGUAAUCCUUUGCAACU
Phanerochaete carnosa HHB-10118-sp is the source of this 1385-nucleotide messenger RNA. RefSeq lists its product as uncharacterized. Bases 93 to 1121 code for a protein of 342 amino acids. The transcript is spliced from 5 exons. The record is from RefSeq and is a predicted model, not a curated record. Lineage: Eukaryota; Fungi; Basidiomycota; Agaricomycetes; Polyporales; Phanerochaetaceae.